CGGCGGCUCACACCACCCGCACUGCCGCCCCGGGAAGGAGGGGAGGAAGGUUAGGGACGCGGAGAGGGAGAGUGCUAACCGGAGAGAGACGCGGGGCCAGGGCUCCAGCAGGGGCUGGGGCCGCGGCUGGGGUAGAAAGGUGGGUUAGGGCUCGCCGAGAGCCAGAGCGCCAACCUACGAGGAGGUCGCGUCCGGUGAGCGCCACCUGCACCGCAGAGCCCGGGACGUCCAGAGAGCCGAGAGUAGUCCGAGCUCCGGCCGGGAGCGAUCCGUCUGGGUAGCCGAGAACCUAGGCGCCGCCAUCCUUGAGAAAGCAGCUGUCCGGAGAGCAGGCAUCCCAGAUCUGUAAGAAACCAGCCGUCCGAGGAGCCGCGGAUUGCAGGCGCCCAGGACCAUUAGACCGAGAGGGUAACAGAGGACCACGGACUGCCCCUGGCCCAACCCACGGGGGAACCUCCGCCUUGACGGAAGGUUUGGGAAACAGCACCGCUGAAGCGGGAGCCCGCCGGGGCGGGGGGGCCGGGCGCAGCCGUCGGGGGGCUCCCGAUCCAGGCCCAAGCCCGGCCACCGCCUCCGGGGCCCGCGGAGAGCCCCGGGGCUCCGCCGCCAUUGCGCCCAAGAGUGAGGAGGAUCUGCUGGCCCUGGCCGCGUCGCGGCUGAGCCGCCGCAAGCGGGUGGCGGGCGCGGCCGUCGGGGUGGCCAUGGUGCUGCUGCUGCUGGUGGCCAUUCCGCUGCUAGUGCACAGCUCCCGCGGGCCAGCGCACUACGAGAUGCUGGGUCGCUGCCGCAUGGUGUGCGACCCGCAUGGGCAGCGAGGUCCAGGACCCGACGGCGCGCCCGCCUCCGUGCCCCCCUUCCCUCCGGGCGCCAAGGGGGAGAUGGGCCGGCGCGGGAAGGCAGGUCUGCGAGGGCCCCCGGGACCACCAGGUCCCAGAGGACCUCCAGGAGAGCCGGGCAGGCCGGGUCCCCCGGGCCCUCCCGGCCCAGGCCCCGGCGGGGUGGCGCCCCCUGCGGGCUAUGUGCCUCGAAUAGCCUUCUAUGCGGGCCUUCGGCGACCCCACGAAGGCUAUGAGGUGCUGCGAUUCGACGACGUAGUGACCAACGUGGGCAACGCUUAUGAGGCGGCCAGUGGCAAGUUCACCUGCCCCAUGCCGGGUGUCUACUUCUUCGCUUACCAUGUGCUCAUGCGUGGCGGUGACGGCACCAGCAUGUGGGCCGACCUGAUGAAGAAUGGACAGGUCCGGGCCAGCGCUAUUGCUCAGGACGCGGACCAGAACUAUGACUACGCCAGCAACAGCGUCAUCCUGCACCUGGAUGUGGGAGAUGAAGUCUUCAUCAAGUUGGAUGGAGGGAAGGUGCACGGCGGUAACACCAACAAAUACAGCACUUUCUCUGGCUUCAUCAUCUACCCGGACUGAGCCAGGCCCCAUCUCCCUGCACCCCUGCUCUUCGUUCACCUCCACACCCCUCCUCACCCACCUUCAGCUGCCCCACCCAAGGCACCACCCCGUCCUUUGAGAGCCUGGUGGUGGGCGGACCCUCCCGCUCCCAGAGGUGGCCUUAACAGGCAAGACCCCUGGCGCUCUGGGGAAUAAGUGUCUGGGGAGCUGGGGAAGCCUGCGGAGGAGCAGAGAGGCUUGGUGAGGGACCACCAGCAUCCGUAUGCAUGCCUGUGAAAGUGGGGACAGGAGAGGGGCGCAGGUUGGGACCCUCUUUUCUACCAGGAGCCAAGAAAAGUUUCACUAGCUGCAGAGCAUAGGCUCAGAAAGCAGAAAACAGAAGGGAAGUCCUGGCUUUGGGGGAGGGAGAGAACAGAAACAGAAGGAGCUCAACUAAGCAGGAGGCCAGGAGACACUGGGACGGGGUAGGCGCUGGUCCUUUGUCAUGACGACUUCUCUGCCAUCCCCUCAUCUCCAUUGUUAGGCUUUGGGCUCUAGCCUUGGCAGCCUUCCGUGAACUAGAGGAACCAGUGAAUUCUCUCCUAGCAUUUACAGCUCACCCUGUGCAGUCCCCAUUUCACCCCCCCCCCCAUCCAGGUUAGGCCCUGGGGCUACAGCUGCUGUUGCCUCUUCCAAUAAAGUGAAG
Messenger RNA from Phacochoerus africanus (Common warthog), 2085 nucleotides. It is a transcript of the gene C1QL4, whose product is annotated as complement C1q like 4. Gene Ontology annotation, molecular function: protein binding. Lineage: Eukaryota; Metazoa; Chordata; Mammalia; Artiodactyla; Suidae. The record is from RefSeq and is a predicted model, not a curated record. The transcript has 2 exons. Bases 702 to 1418 code for a protein of 238 amino acids.